Messenger RNA from Alligator sinensis (Chinese alligator), 461 nucleotides. It is a transcript of the gene COXFA4L2, whose product is annotated as NDUFA4, mitochondrial complex associated like 2. The transcript is spliced from 4 exons. The record is from RefSeq and is a predicted model, not a curated record. Lineage: Eukaryota; Metazoa; Chordata; Crocodylia; Alligatoridae. The coding region runs from base 216 to 461 and encodes 81 amino acids.
CGGUACCCGUUUCCCCGGCCUGGGGCAGGGGCAGGGGCAGGAGGGAAGUUCUUUCUGCGAUGCAUUAGGUGAAUUACGGUAGCGCAGGGGUGCACCUCCCACCUCCCCUGUCAAGAAGCGUGUCUGUAUCCGUGUGUGUCCUGGGGGGGAGGCGGUGGCCCUUUAAGAGGGAGGGGCCUGGCCUCACCUGGGCCAGGUGUGACCUGUGCGGCCAGAUGGAGCUAAUCCCCGAGCCGAGCCGGAGCGGGGGCUGCUGGGAGUCGCGGAGGACAGCGCGGACCUGGGGGUCACAGCUGAUCCCGCUCAUCAGCUUCAUCGGCCUGGGCAUGGGCAGCGCAGCGCUGUACCUGCUGCGCCUGGCGCUCUAUAGCCCCGAUGUCAGCUGGGACCGGAAGAACAACCCCGAGCCCUGGAAUAAGCUGGGUCCCACUGACCAGUACAAAACUGGCCCCCACCAAUGA